AUGGCCAACGAGGAGAGCGGAAGCCCCCUGCGAAGGUGGAGGCCAUUCUAUGGCGCUUUCGGCGCUAUCGACGACGCGAUCGAGAGGCAGGCGGCCACCCAGCGCCGCGUUCCGGGGUGGCCGGCCAACGUCGCCACAACUACAGCAGUCAAGGAGGAGCUCGACAAGCUCCCUGCUGAUGAUCGGAUCCCACACCAGGGCAUCUCUGCAGUGAUCGCUGAUGGCAACGCGCGAGAACACAAGGAGAAGUUGCACGUAAAGCCUGCUAAGAUGCUUCCCGCCGCCGAGGUACACAAGAAGAAGCUGCACAUGCCGCCGGCGAAGAUGUUUCCUACCGUCCCUGUCGCCGAGGCAUACAAGAAGAAGGUGUAUGUUCCAGCAGCGAAGAUGCCGCCGACCACAGCUACUGUGUCGACACCGAACAUGAGUGAGACCAAGAAGCCCGCAGUCGACGAGAGCAAGAAGAUGGAGGAUACAAAACGCAAGUUGCGUGAGGGUUACGAAGAGGCCAAGAAGAUCAAGCGUCAACACACCAUUCAGAAGAUCAACGGCAAGGAGGCAGCAAAGAUGUUUGAGCAAAAGCAACGGAAGAUGCAUCCCGUCGUACGAGGGAGAGGCCUAGCAGCCUGUAGGAUCUCCUCAGGCAUCAGGCAUUCGUUGCUUCCCUCUUUUCAGAUGAUUUAG
This is a messenger RNA of Miscanthus lutarioriparius, 684 nucleotides long. NCBI's taxonomy places the organism in Eukaryota, Viridiplantae, Streptophyta, Magnoliopsida, Poales, Poaceae. The record is from the annotation of a GenBank genome assembly.